This is a messenger RNA of Marmota flaviventris (yellow-bellied marmot), 1062 nucleotides long. The record is from RefSeq and is a predicted model, not a curated record. NCBI's taxonomy places the organism in Eukaryota, Metazoa, Chordata, Mammalia, Rodentia, Sciuridae.
AUGGAGAAGUUCACAGCCGCGAUGCUGCUGGGGAGCGCGGGGGACGCCCUGGGCUACGCCAAUGUCUGCAGGGAGAACAGCGCUUUGGGCUCCGUCCAGGAGGAGCUGCAGAAGAUCGGGGGACUCGACCACCUGGUGCUGUCUCCCGGAAAGUGGCCAGUGAGUGACAACACCAUCAUGCACUUGGCCACCGCUGAGGCGCUUGCCACAGACUUCUGGUGCCUGGAUGACCUGUACCGUGAGAUGGUGAGAUGCUAUGUGGAGGCCAUCGAGAAGCUUCCGGAACGUCGGCAAGACCCAGCCACCGUGGAGGGCUGCUCACUGCUGAAGCCAGAUAACUACCUCCUGGCCUGGCACACACCCUUCAGUGAAAAGGGCUCAGGAUUUGGAGCUGCCACAAAAGCCAUGUGCAUCGGCAUGCGGUACUGGAAGCCGGAGCGGCUGGGGACUCUGAUCGAAGUCAGCAUUGAGUGCGGCAGAAUGACCCACAACCAUCCCACAGGCUUCCUCGGCUCCCUGUGCACGGCCCUGUUUGCCUCUUAUGCAGUACAAGGAAAGCCGCUGGUGCAGUGGGGGCGGGACAUGCUGCGGGUGGUCCCGCUGGCUGAGGAGUACUGCAGGAAGACCAUCCGGCACAUGGCAGAGUACCAGGAGCACUGGUUCUACUUUGAAGCUAAGUGGCAGUUUUACUUGGAGGAGAGAAAGAUCAGUGAGGACUCGGGAAAUGAAGCCACCUUUCCCGAGAACUAUGAUGCGGAGGAGAGAGACAAGACCUACAAGAAGUGGAGCUCGGAAGGCCGAGGGGGACGGCGAGGCCACGAUGCCCCCAUGAUAGCCUACGACGCCCUCCUCGCGGCAGGCAGCAGCUGGACGGAGCUGUGCCAGCGGGCCAUGCUCCACGGAGGUGAAAGUGGGGCCACCGGGGCCAUCGCCGGCUGCCUGUUCGGACUGCUGCACGGGCUGGACGCGGUGCCCAGGGGCUUGUACCAGGAGCUGGAGCACAAGCCCAGACUGGAGAGCGUGGGCGCCGCCCUCCACCGCCUGUCCACGGAGGACAAGUAA